CAAUUGGGCAAUUUGGGUUCCCAUUCCUCUAUUAAAACCCUACUCGCAUCUGAUUCUGUCGGCCGUCGUUUUUGUUUCAAUCAUCUCAGCCAUGGUGGCCGAUAGCAAGUCCAAAUCCGACAUUUCUUUCGCCGGAACUUUUGCAAGCAGCGCCUUCUCCGCCUGUUUUGCUGAGAUUUGUACUAUUCCGUUGGACACGGCUAAAGUCAGGCUUCAACUCCAGAAGAAAGCUGUUGCAGGUGAUGGAGUGGCCUUACCUAAAUACAGGGGUAUGCUGGGCACAGUUGCUACCAUAGCCAGGGAAGAAGGUCUGACGGCACUCUGGAAAGGAAUUAUACCUGGAUUGCAUCGUCAAUGCCUAUAUGGAGGUUUAAGAAUUGGGUUGUAUGAUCCUAUCAAGUCCUUCUAUUGCGGAGGCAGUGACUUUGUUGGUGAUGUUCCUUUAACAAAGAAAAUACUUGCUGCCUUAACAACUGGUGCUCUAGCAAUCACAGUGGCAAAUCCAACUGAUCUUGUGAAAGUUAGACUUCAAGCUGAAGGAAAAUUACCACCUGGUGCACCAAGGCGUUAUUCGGGAUCACUGAAUGCGUAUUCCACCAUUGUGAGACAGGAGGGAGUUGGGGCACUCUGGACUGGGAUCGGACCCAACAUUGCACGUAAUUCUAUUAUUAAUGCUGCCGAACUAGCCAGUUAUGAUCAAGUGAAGGAGACACUUCUAAAACUUCCAGGGUUCUCAGAUAAUGUUGUCACUCACCUUCUUUCUGGUCUGGGGGCUGGUUUCUUUGCUGUCUGUAUUGGCUCACCAGUUGAUGUGGUUAAGUCAAGAAUGAUGGGAGAUUCUGCUUACAAAAACACGAUGGAUUGCUUCCUCAAAACUCUGAAGAAUGAUGGACCCUUGGCCUUUUACAAGGGCUUCAUCCCAAAUUUUGGACGGCUAGGAUCGUGGAAUGUCAUCAUGUUUCUAACCCUUGAGCAGGUUAAGAAGGUUGUGAGAAAUAUAGAGUCAUCGUGAGCUUAACGAGGAUCGAGGUCGCGAGGAUCAAGGACAAUGUGGGGUUUUUUAGGGGUUGUAGCAUCUGCAGCAACUGAUAGUUGUUUUAGAGAAUAAUAAGGCCUAGAUUAAACAUUUUUAGUGGCAUUUUUUUUGCUAACUGAGGAGAAGGUUCCUCUUCCUCCCAAGGAAAACAUGCAUUCGAAACUAUGAAGUUUUACAAAUAAUGAUAAUUUGUUUUCUGGACCA
Messenger RNA from Pyrus x bretschneideri (Chinese white pear), 1240 nucleotides. Its product is annotated as mitochondrial uncoupling protein 1. Gene Ontology annotation, molecular function: oxidative phosphorylation uncoupler activity. Lineage: Eukaryota; Viridiplantae; Streptophyta; Magnoliopsida; Rosales; Rosaceae. Gene Ontology annotation, cellular component: mitochondrial membrane. The record is from RefSeq and is a predicted model, not a curated record. Gene Ontology annotation, biological process: mitochondrial transmembrane transport; mitochondrial transport. Bases 92 to 1012 code for a protein of 306 amino acids. The transcript is spliced from 9 exons.